GUCGCAGCUGCCACUGGGAUUGCUCGAGCUCUGUUUAGUCUGCUUGUCGACCACAGACUGAAGAGUGAACCACCAAAACUGACACAGGCUAUGUAGCUAAUCAGGUGCUAAGUCCGCUAACUUGCAGUAAAGCAGCAUUCUCUCUUAACACCUGUGGGAGGGUGUUAUAAUGGUUGAAACGCGAAGGGUAGCGAAAACGGAAAGGCCAGCAGCAGUUACAGGAGGCAGCAGGUCGUUGUUCAGGAUGUUUUAAUUAGCCAGAUCUUGCUAAUGCGGAAGGCAAUCCUAACAGAGGUAUCAAUGGUUAGCAUAACGCAGGGGGACAUAACAGUCUGUUCAUUGUGAAGACGAUUCUUUCCGAGAAGAGGAUGUCUAAACGCCUGCGAAACACUGAGCUCUGCGCUGAUUGCAGUGUCCCAGAGCCUCGCUGGGCCUCGGUGAACAGAGGCGUAUUGAUUUGCGACGAGUGUUGCAGUGUUCAUCGGAGUCUGGGCAGACACAGCUCCCAAGUCCGCCACCUGACACACACACCAUGGCCUGCUACACAGUUACAGAUGGUUCAGACAUUAUACAGCAACGGCGCAAAUUCAAUAUGGGAGCACUCUCUUCUGGACCCUGCGUCUGUGAUGAGUGGGAAACGCAAAGCCAACCCUCAGGACAAACUGCAUCCAAACAAGUCAGAGUUUAUAAGAGCCAAAUAUCAGAUGCUGGCAUUUGUCCAUCGCAUGCCCUGCAGGGAGGAUGACAGCUCCACAGCGAAGGAUUUAAGCAAGCAACUUCACUCGAGCGUACGCACUGGGAACCUCGAGACGUGUUUAAGAUUGCUAUCCCUUGGAGCACAAGCUAAUUUUUUUCACCCUGAAAAAGGAAACACUCCAUUACAUGUAGCAGCAAAGGCAGGACAAGUAUCUCAGGCUGAACUAUUGACUGUUUAUGGGGCAGAUCCUGGAGCCCCGGACAGCAACGGCAAAACUCCCAUUGACUAUGCAAGGGAAGCUGGCCACCAUGACCUGGCAGACAGACUGGUGGAGGUCCAGUAUGAACUGACUGAUAGACUGGCGUUCUACCUGUGUGGGAGGAAGCCAGAUCAUAAAAGCGGUCAGCACUUCAUUGUUCCACAGAUGGCUGACAGCAGUUUAGAUUUGUCAGAACUGGCCAAGGCAGCAAAGAAGAAACUGCAGGCUCUAAGUAAUCAUUUAUUCGAGGAGCUGGCCAUGGACGUGUACGAUGAGGUGGACAGACGAGAGACUGAUGCAGUGUGGCUGGCUACACAGAAUCACAGCACCCUGGUGACAGAGACCACUGUGGUGCCUUUCCUUCCGGUAAAUCCAGAAUACUCAUCAACAAGAAACCAGGGGCGACAGAAGCUUGCAAGAUUCAACGCACAUGAAUUUGCAACUCUUGUCAUUGAUAUUUUAAGUGAUGCAAAGCGCAGACAACAAGGGAACAUGAUUUCUAGCCCCAAAGACAAUGUUGAAUUCAUCCUGAAGAGCAUGGCUGUGAGGCACUGCAGUGACAGUCAAGACAACGACCAGCCGGACUACGAUAGUGUGGCGUCUGAUGAGGAUACAGAUCAAGAGCUCCCCUCCAGUAAAGGAGACAGGACCAAGAGCCUGGACUCUGACCUCUCAGACAGCCCCAUUACCAUGCAGGAGUACUUGGAGGUGAAGAACGCACUCUCAGCCUCUGAAGCAAAGAUCCAGCACCUGAUGAAAGCCAACAAUAACCUGAGCGAUGAGCUGCGGCUAAUGCAGAAAAAGCUGCAAUCUCUGAAAAGCGAGAACACCUGUCUCAGGCGGCAGGUCACUACCAAUAUCUAUCAGGUCCCCAGCGGUUCAGACUACCCCGACCCCUCCAGCCCCUCAGCCCUGAAACGCCGGCAGUCUGCACGGGCCAGUCGGCCUAUGUCUAUGUAUGAGACUGGCUCAGGCCUGAAGCCCUUUCACCCCAAAGGGGAAAAUCCCUACCCUGAGGAGGCCCUCCCCAACCUGCAACCCUUCCCACCUCAUAAGGAAAGGGGCGCUUUUGUGACCACAUCCUCAUCCCUCCCCUCAUUUCCAUCCACCCUGUCCUGGCCGAGGGACGAAAGUGUUCAAAAGGCUCCAAAGUUAGAGAAACAAAGCAGCAUGCCUGAAAGUGACUAUGAUAACACGUUCAAUGACUCUGAAAUGGAGGAUUCAAGUUUGUGCAGGAGAGCGAGGCUAAGGAGCAGUGGCUGGAUGGGAGAGGGCAGCUCCAUCCCCGAGCUGGCAGAUGUAGAGAUGGAGCCUGACCCCACACUCCCGAGCACAGAGGAUGUCAUCCGCAAAACCGAGCAGAUCACCAAGAAUAUCCAAGAGCUGCUGCGAGCAGCUCAGGAGAACAAACAUGACAGACCAUGUGAGCGUGAAGGUGUGCGCAGGCUCAGACACAGCCUGGGAUGUUUCAGCACUCUGGUGCCUUGGGCCGAGAAGGCCCCCCCUCCCCUUCAGCCGCUCAGCCUCCGGUCCCCUGACCCCUCCUCCUGCUUCAUACCCUGCUCAGAAAGAAUACAUGUGGCUGUAACAGAAAUGGCUGCUCUCUUUCCUAAGAAGCCACGCUCAGAGACUGUGAGAGGCUCUCUGCGCUUGUUGACCUCGAGUGCGUAUCGGCUUCAGAGCGAGUGCAGGAAGGCGUUGCCCUCAGAAGGCUGCCCAGGACCGGACAUGCAGCUGGUCACCCAGCAGGUCAUCCAAUGUGCUUAUGACAUUGCCAAGGCAGCCAAGCAGCUUGUGACCAUCACCACUAAGGAGAAUACACACUAACAGCACUUUGAGGCUGCAAAGCAGUCGGCAUCUCAGUUUUGUUCUACUCUAAAUAUUUCUAAUGAUUCUGAUGUUUUGUUUUUUUGUUUUUGUAUUUGUGGUAUAUGCAUGCAUGUUUUUUUAAUUUAUGAAUGAUUAACACAAAUAUUAAAAGCUAAAUCUGGACAAAAUAUGGGGGGGUAAGGGAAAGGUUCAGCAACUUUACUUAGAGAGUAAAGUUCUGCUGUGCUGCUGAUUUCAAAGCCCAAUAUCUCAUGAGGGAACAUUAUAACUUCCACAAAUAAUGUUACACCUAAAUACAGCAGCUAGCAGGUAUGGGAAGUGUAUAGUUUUCUAGACUACUGUUAAUUAAAGUCAUUUAAAUCUUAAUCAGUGGACGAUGUAAAUAAACACCUUUUAUUCAAGAGACGGAGUUAAGCACAGUACGGCAAAUCCACCUGAUAGUUUUGGUUACUGAUUCAGUCCAAAGCCAGACAUGGAUGCUGCAAAGCCAUAACUGACUCACUGAAUGCCAAUACAACAGUCUUAUAGUCAAAGAAUCUUCCUGUCAUUUACAUCAUCCUCAUACUGCGAAGUUUAAUCUCCAAAACCAAACUGACCAUUAAUGCCAACUUCUAUUAAAUGUUGGGAACUUAAUCCAUGCACAUGUUGUAGCUCUGUAAUCCUAAUGUGUCUGCAUCCAAGAAGCUAUUUAUAUGUUUGUCAUCUGUCCAAGUGUAAUCCAGUCUGCAGUUCACUUGUUGCAGCUAUUCAUGUAUGCACAUUUGUUGAGUCAGUGAAUGCAACACUUGUUCAGGGGGCCAAAGUUAUCUUCUUCACCAGUGCCAAGAUGCUGUAUUCAUUGAUUGGGUGUGUCUCUAUCAGGCUCCACGUGAGGUUGUAUUCUGCGGUCUUGUGUGCCAUUGCGGUGCCGGUGAUGUUAUUCAGAGCCGAUAACUGUGUGCAAGUCCAUGUGUUUCGUGCUAUGUUCCGUUGCUGCUGAUUUUGUAUUUGAUGUGCAACAAAUGGGAUAGAACUGUAGACGUCUCCUGUAAAAAUGUGCAACCCCACUUCCAUCCUCAGUGUUUUCAAAGUUCGUCAUUUUGAAAUCUGAUCAAGGUAAUGUCCCUCUCUGUGCUCGAAAAAGAGCGCAGGGAUGUAUGUGAUGCAGCUGUUAAGUUGCACUUUGAAAAAUAAAUAUUUUCUAAAUAAAUGUAAUUUAUAACAAA
Messenger RNA from Labrus mixtus (cuckoo wrasse), 3991 nucleotides. It is a transcript of the gene git2a, whose product is annotated as G protein-coupled receptor kinase interacting ArfGAP 2a. NCBI's taxonomy places the organism in Eukaryota, Metazoa, Chordata, Actinopteri, Labriformes, Labridae. Gene Ontology annotation, biological process: regulation of ARF protein signal transduction; brain development. Bases 369 to 2783 code for a protein of 804 amino acids. The transcript has 21 exons. The record is from RefSeq and is a predicted model, not a curated record. Gene Ontology annotation, molecular function: GTPase activator activity; protein binding.